UGAAACAGCAGCGCUCAAAGCUCACACACAGGACCCUGUCUAACUCCUCCUUCCCCCCAGUGACUCCUUACAGCUAACAUACUGUUAGGAACCUUAAGGCGACAGGAUGGCUGCAAAGAGAAGAAGAAGAGACUUCAAUGCAGGGUGGUUUUCAUGGUUGCCCAGCAGAGGCAAGAAAAGAAAUCAUGUCAAAGAAGCAGAUGCCGAGAUCAACAAUAUUCAGCCUACAACAGAAUCUUUACUGGAUGAAAGUCAAAAAGAAAAUGUGCAGGCAAAUGAAAAAGAAGGGAAGAAAGUGAAAGCAAAGGCUGUUAGUCCAGUGAAAAUUUUUCGCUAUUCCGAUGGUCUGGAUGUAUUCUACAUGAUCAUCGGGUCUCUUGGGGCACUCUGCAACGGGAUCUGCCUUCCUUUAAUGCACAUUGUGUUUGGUGAAAUGACCGAUAGUAUCUUGUGUCACAACUCAUCGACACAAAAUUCAUCUGUAUGUGCACAGUUCAAACCAAUAGAAGAACAGAUGGCACUGUUUUCCUUAUAUUAUGCUGCUUUAGGAGCUGCUGUCUUAGUUUGUGGAUAUGUACAAGUAUCAUUUUGGGUUCUAGCUGCUGCAAGACAGACAAGAAGAAUACGAAAAACAUUUUUCCAUUCAGUAUUAUCCAAAGAAAUGAGUUGGUUUGAUGUCACCAAAUCUGGAGAACUUAACAGUCGACUCACAGAAGACAUCAAUAAAAUUAAUGAUGGAAUUGGAGACAAAGUUGGCCAUUUUUUGCAAAAUUUCGCAACUUGUUUAGCUGGAUUAGUAAUUGGAUUGGCAAAAGGGUGGAAGCUUGCAUUAGUAUACAUGUCCACAAGUCCACUAAUGUCAAUAUCAUCAGCAUUUUGUUCUAAGAUGAUGGUGUCGCUGACAAGCAAAGAGCUCUCAGCAUAUGCAAAAGCCGGAGCCGUGGCUGAAGAGGUCCUCUCCUCCAUAAGGACAGUGGUGGCAUUUGGAGGGCAAGAGAAAGAACUAAAAAGAUACACAAAUAAUUUGGGAGAAGCCAAAAAACUUGGUAUCAAGAAAGCUAUUGCAUCCCAGCUUGCCCUUGGCUUUGUGUAUCUAAUUGUGUAUGCAUCAUACGGGCUAGGAUUUUGGUAUGGUACAGUUCUUAUUCUGGGAGAUCAGGGAUAUACCAUUGGAGAUGCCCUUGUGGUCUUCUUCAGUGUGGUAAUCAGCAGUUAUUGCCUUGGUCAGGCAAUUUCUCAUCUUGAAGCAUUUUCAAUUGCAAGAGGUGCAGCUUAUGGUAUAUAUAAUGUAAUCGACCAGACGUCCACUAUUGACAGCUUUUCAACAGAAGGAUACAGGCCAGAUACUAUAAAGGGAGAUGUGGAAUUUAAAGAUGUUCAUUUUUGUUAUCCAUCUCGACCAAAUGUUCAGGUUUUAAAUGGACUAAAUCUAAAAGUAAAAUCUGGACAGACUGUGGCAUUGGUUGGGCAGAGUGGAUGCGGUAAAAGCACCACAGUGCAGCUCCUGCAGAGAAUGUAUGAUCCACAAGAAGGAUCGAUAAUGAUUGAUGGUCAUGAUAUAAGGACUCUGAAUGUCCGACAUUAUAGAGAAUUAAUCGGUGUGGUUAGCCAGGAGCCUGUUCUGUUUGGAAACUCCAUUAAGAAAAAUAUCCAAUAUGGAAGAGAAAACGUGACGGAUGAGGAAAUUGAAGCAGCAGCUAAAGAAGCCAACGCCUAUGACUUCAUUAUGGCACUGCCUGAGAAAUUUGAGACUCUUGUUGGAGAAAGAGGAGCUCAGCUAAGUGGUGGCCAAAAACAAAGGAUAGCAAUAGCCAGAGCUUUAGUGAGAAAUCCUAAGAUACUUCUACUGGAUGAGGCUACCUCUGCACUAGAUACAGAGAGUGAAUCCAUUGUGCAAGCAGCUCUAGACAAGGCAAGUAAAGGACGUACAACCAUUGUCAUCGCUCAUCGUCUCAGCACAGUUUGGACCGCAGAUCUAAUUGUUGUGCUACAAGAUGGCAAUGUGACUGAGCAAGGCUCACAUUCCGCAUUAAUGGAGACAAAAGGAAUAUACUAUACACUUGCAACAGCACAGUGUAUACAAGGAACAGAAGAUAAUAAUGAGAAAAAAGAAAUAGCAAAUGGAAUACCCAAUAAACCAUUGUCAAUAAAAUACCCUAACUCGCCACUGAAGAAAAACAUAAAAGAGGAGAAGAAAGAUGAAGAAAAUGAAGCUGAGAACGAGGAAGAGGACAGUAUUCCCAGUGUUUCCUUCCUAAAACUUUUGCAACUUAACAAGUCUGAAUGGCCUUAUAUUAUGGUUGGGACUCUUGCAGCAUUAAUUAAUGGAGGAAGUCACCCUGCGUUUUGCAUCUUUUUUGCCAAAAUUAUAGCUAUCUUUGGUGAUGAUGAUCCGGAAAAAAUAAAACGUGAAUCUGACUUAUAUUGCAUAUUGUUUGCAGUUGUUGGAGUUGUGUCUUUUUUUACUUACUUCUUACAGGGUUAUAUGUUUGGGAGAUCAGGAGAAGUUCUCACUAUGCGUUUAAGGCAUAUGGCAUUCAAAGCAAUGCUGCAUCAGGAAAUAUCCUGGUUUGAUGACAAGAAAAAUAACACAGGAGCUUUAACAACAAGACUCUCUACUGAAGCUUCCCAGAUCCAGACGGCAACUGGCUCCAGGCUUGGCUUACUUGCACAGAAUUUUGGCAGUAUGGGACUAUCCAUUCUAAUUGCUUUGUUUUUUGGCUGGGAGAUGUCUUUGCUGAUUCUAGGAAUGACUCCUGUCCUUGUGGUCACCGGUCUUUUAGAAACCAGGGCCCUUACAGGUUUUGCUAAUCGUGAUAAAAAGGAUCUUCAAGAAGCAGGAAAGAUUGCAACUGAAGCCGUAGAAAAUAUUCGAACAGUUGUGUCUUUAACAAGAGAAAAAACGUUUGAGAACAGUUACACUGAGAGUCUGCAGAAACCGUACAGGAAUUCACAGCGAAAGGCCCAGAUAUAUGGAAUUUGCUUUGCAUUCAGCCAGUCUUUCAUAUUAUUUGCCUAUGCAGCCAGUUAUCGCUUUGGAGCUUAUCUAAUAAACGUGGGAAGGAUGAAUGUAGAAGAAGUGAUGCUUGUAUUUGUCAUCUUAACUUACGGAGCCAUCGCAGUAGGCCAGACAUUAUCCUUUGCCCCUGACUAUGCUAAAGCCACAUCUGCUGCUGGUCAUCUUUUUGCUUUGUUUAACAGAGAACCAGCUAUUGACAGCUACAGUUUACAUGGACAAAGACCAGAUAAUUGUCAGGGAAAUUUAGAGCUGCGUCAGAUAUCAUUCAAUUAUCCAUCUCGUCCGGAUGUGCCUGUACUACAAGAUCUAUCCAUUACUAUACAAAGUGGACAGACUGUGGCAUUUGUGGGCAGCAGUGGAUGUGGGAAAAGCACCUCUGUCCAACUCCUGCAGAGGUUUUAUGACCCUUGCCAAGGAGCUGUGUUGUUCGAUAACACUGACCUAAAAAACUUGAAUGUUCAAUGGCUUCGAUCCCAAAUUGGAAUUGUCUCCCAAGAGCCAGUGUUAUUUGACUGCAGUAUUGCUGAGAACAUUGCCUAUGGGGACAACUCCCGCAAAGUGUCUAUGGAGGAAAUACAACAAGCCGCAAAAGCUGCAAAUAUCCAUUCAUUUAUAGAAGAGCUGCCAGAGAAAUAUAACACAUCAGUUGGAGGUAAAGGAACUCAACUGUCUGGAGGUCAGAAACAGAGAAUUGCUAUUGCUCGGGCACUGAUACGUUCUCCUAAAGUUCUGCUGCUUGAUGAAGCCACCUCAGCACUGGACAAUGAAAGUGAAAAGGUUGUACAACAAGCUCUUGAUCAAGCGAGGAAAGGACGGACUUGCAUCAUGAUCGCACACAGGCUAUCUACAGUCCAGAAUGCAGACCUUAUCGUUGUGAUGAAGAGUGGAAGAGUAAGAGAAAUGGGAACUCACCAACAACUUCUCUCUAACAGAGGAGCAUAUUUCCAACUUGUAAAUGCACAAACCAUGAGUUAAUGUAAAUGCUGUAAUUAGUUCAAAAACAAAGUGAAUAUGAAGGCAUGAGACCUAAAUGUUUGCUCUGAUGCUGCUACUAGUAGAAAUUAAAGGGAGUCUGUCACUUCCAUAUGGCCAUAUACAGUGCUUACAUGG
This is a messenger RNA of Bufo gargarizans (Asiatic toad), 4129 nucleotides long. Its product is annotated as ATP-binding cassette sub-family B member 5-like. Gene Ontology annotation, biological process: transmembrane transport. Gene Ontology annotation, molecular function: ATP hydrolysis activity; ATP binding; ABC-type transporter activity. NCBI's taxonomy places the organism in Eukaryota, Metazoa, Chordata, Amphibia, Anura, Bufonidae. Gene Ontology annotation, cellular component: membrane. The record is from RefSeq and is a predicted model, not a curated record. The coding region runs from base 107 to 3994 and encodes 1295 amino acids. The transcript is spliced from 28 exons.